Molecule: messenger RNA, 2099 nt
Organism: Lacerta agilis (Sand lizard)
Lineage: Eukaryota; Metazoa; Chordata; Lepidosauria; Squamata; Lacertidae
Gene: LAS1L
Product: LAS1 like ribosome biogenesis factor
Exons: 14
Coding region: 139-1959 (606 amino acids)
Biological process (GO): maturation of 5.8S rRNA; maturation of LSU-rRNA
Cellular component (GO): Las1 complex; preribosome, large subunit precursor
Molecular function (GO): endonuclease activity
Source: RefSeq, a predicted model, not a curated record
CUUUGGACGAGCUGGGGAGCCUCGCUCGUCUUCAGCAGGUCCCCUCGGCGCAGGAUAUAAGUGUGUGCGGCGGGUCUGCUCAGCAUAAGAUCUGAUAUUGUUGGAUCUGCGGAGGUUGUUGAAGAGUGUAGCCGCAGCAUGGCUAGCGGUCCCAGUAGCACAACCCCAGGAUGGAAGCAGAUGUCUUGGCGGAAGAGGCCACAGAGUGUUGUGGCUUGGGAGAGCAAAGCUGAAUGGGACCAAGUGAUGGUGGGCCUAUAUUGUGGGGACCGUGAAAUACAACGGGAUGCAUUGGACCGAGUAUCUGCUUGGAAAAGCAGGUAUGGACAUAGGAUGCCAUUAGCUGUGGAAUGCACUGCAGAUCUGAUUCGUUGUAAACUCCUAGAUGCCUCUGGUGUUCUGAAAUCCCAUGAAAUGGUGCUUACAUAUGGUCUAGCUCUUGUGAGGUUUGUGAACCUCCUCACAGAGAGGAAGCAGAAAACGGUCAUCAUUCCACUGAGACGCCUAGCAAAAGAGCUAAACAUCCCAGUAUGGAUUGUGAACCUUCGUCAUGAUUUGACCCAUGGCAACCUACCUCACCUGGAUGCUUGCCAAAAAGGCUGUGAUAUUGUCCUGGAAUGGCUCCGGCAAACAUAUUGGAGCCGCCAGUUGGCCAAUAACCUAAUAAGAGGAUGUGAUGAGGAUGAGGAAUCGCUACUAGCAGGUACCGGGUCCAUCAGCAGCAUAAUGGAGCCUGAAAAAUUGGAGUCCCUCGACUGUCAGAGAAAUGUGGUGUUUCAAGAGAAAGUCAUGGAAAUUCUGGUUUCCUAUAAAAAUCAACAAGCUGAAGUUCUCCAGCAACCGCAGGACAUCAAUCAGGUCUGCAAAUUGUGGUACAACUCUUCCUCAGAGAUACAGUGGAUUGUGGCCCAGGCGAAAGAGUUGUUCCUAGAGAACAAGGAAGCUAUGAUCGAAGUGCUGCUUGAUGAUGGCUUUCUCAUCCCAACCAUGGAAGAGCUGAACAUCUUGAAUAUUGAACAUCUAGAAACCACGGAUUGGGAUUUUAGAAUCCCUCAGUCUUUUAGUUGCCUCUGGUACCCACUCCUGAAGGGCCUGCACUCUAGAGACUUCACACAGACUCUGGCCGAGAUGCUGUUCCGUGAGCUGAAGAAAUUCUUCUCAAUUCCCGAACUCCGGUCAGACUAUCUCAUCAGGUGGCUUACAAAAAUUAUAGAGACCAGCACACCAUCGAAGAAAAAGUCAAUGCAUUCCCACACAAAUAGCGAAAGCUCCCCAGAGCCAUUUCUUCAACAUGUUUCACUGCAGUGGCAAAAACUCCUUGAUUGUUGCCUAGAAGCUACUUGCUGGGCGAGUCUUCAUCUCAUGCACAUGAUUCUGGAAAAAUUGGAUCAGCCUUUGCCUCCAGAUUCCAAGGAAUUGCUUCUCUACCUCACCUCUAUUUACACCCAAGAGGACUGCUCCGUUCCCAGCCCAGGCUCAAUCCCAGAACUCCGGAAGCAGCCGAUUUAUACUGUGGAGAGCUUACAGUGGCAAGUGAAGCAGAGCAAUAUGGCCAGAGGACUUGCCAAAAGAGCUACAAGGCAUGAGUGGCCACUGGGAGAUAUUGAAGAAGAAGAAGAGAUGGAGGAGGAAGAGGCAGAAGCUCAGGCAGCACAUCUCUACCCUGGAUAUCUUAAUGAGAGAAAGAUGGCUCUGCUUGGAUCGGUCUGGCAGGUCAGCCCAGAUUGGGUGAAGUGGGGAAAUUAUCCUUUGGGGAAAUUGCCUGACCAAUCAGAUGACCCUGACAACCUGCUGGUGGAGAACUACUCCAUGAUGUUGACACACGACCAGCUGAUGGAUGGAGGCAGGAAUAGCACCCCCAAUGCCACCUCUUCAGAAUGGGGUGGCUCUGUUGCUGAGGGAUUAUUAUGGACCCAGAGCGAUCUCCAUAAGAUCAAAAAUGGCCUUCAACUUUUCUAACAAGUGGAUGAUGUGCUGGCGAUGCAGAAGAAUAUACAGUGUGCGGAAUUGGCACUACUGCAAGUGUCACAUACAUACCCUUUCCACAUUUGUAAGAACUCAAUCAUUUAGUGUGGUGGCACCUACACUCUGGAACUCUC